This is a messenger RNA of Trifolium pratense (red clover), 1806 nucleotides long. RefSeq lists its product as uncharacterized. Gene Ontology annotation, cellular component: membrane. The record is from RefSeq and is a predicted model, not a curated record. The transcript has 9 exons. Lineage: Eukaryota; Viridiplantae; Streptophyta; Magnoliopsida; Fabales; Fabaceae. The coding region runs from base 135 to 1604 and encodes 489 amino acids.
UACCUUCUUCACUCAGUUACACGUAUAUUCCCCUCUUCCUCAAAAAGUUGUCGCCAUUUUUAGACAACAUAUCAAAUGUUGUCUUUUUUUCUUUGCUCAAUUACUCCACAAAGCAGCAAUAUACUCUAACAAACAUGCUCAACUCAACUAAUCAUCGCUUGUUGUUUCUUUUGUUUCUCUUGUUCUUGAUUUCAGCUGAGUCCUCUGUUCAUGGUAGAAGCUUCAAGAGACCUGAUCCUUUACUACAUUUUAAAGACUAUAAUGGCGAUUUCGAUGUUCGAAACAAACAUUACUUAGCUUCUGCGGCAUUUACAGGAGUUCAUGGAUAUGCAUUUGCUGGAGUUUGGUUGAUAUGUGGAUUGGUUUUGGGAAUUUCUAUGAUUGUGAAGUGUCUAAGUGGUGGUUCUCUUUCAUUACCAUGCUUGGAUCAUUACUAUCUCCAUAUUUUCUUCAUGCUUUUCGUGCUCACAUCGCUUGCCAUAGUUGCCUCAAGUUUUGUACUUGCCACAAGUCAGAAGACCCUAAGGAGGACAGAAAAAUUGAAAGAAACUGUGGUGGGAAUAGGAGAAGAAGCUCUUGAAGCCAUAGGCAGAGUAAUGAGAACAACUAAACAAAUGCAAUAUCUUCUUCUUCCUUAUAAUCCACAAAUAUCCGAGAGCUUGAAUUCGACUACCAAAGAUCUCAGAACAAACUCGCGUGUGAUUCGUCGUUUUAUUGACAGAAGUGAACAAUCAUUCAACAAGGCCACUCAUACGUCGCAUACUGCACAUAUUGUUGUUCUAACAGUAAACUUAGUUACACUGGUUGCAGGACUAGUUCUAAUGCUACUGUAUUGGCGUCCCGGAUUUAUAAUCAUAAUUCUAUGCCUUUGGAUCUUGACAAGCCUAUGCUGGUUCUUAACCGGUUUUGAUUAUUUCCUUCACACUUUUGCAAAUGAUGCAUGUUCUGCCUUUGAGGAUUUUGAGAAAAAUCCACAAAACAGUAGCUUGGGUUCGAUGUUACCAUGCGUUAACGACUCAUUCUCAGAUAAAUUGAUAGCUCAAAUUGGCAGUACCAUCCACGGUUUCAUAAUUGAGUUGAAUUCUAAUGUAUCAGUGAUGUAUGAGCUCCUAGGAAUAGAUGAAGAAAAUGAAGAUUUAAUAGGAGUCAUGAAAAUUUGUAACCCUUUCUCAGGAGCACCAAAUUACACCUACAUUCCUCAGAAUUGCCCUCAUGAUACCAUUCGGAUCGGCGAUUUACCAAAAAUUCUUGCAAGGUUUACAUGUAGCAAAGAAGAUACAUUAGAGAAAUGCAGAAAAAGUGGAAGAUUUGUUCCAAGAGGGUCAUACAACAUGGCUCAUGCAUAUAGUAGAUCAAUCCAAGAUAUGCUUGAUAUAUAUCCAGAUUUACAAAGACUAUCAAAAUGCACUAUUGUGAAGAACAAAGCUUCUGAAAUUGUGUUGCAUCAAUGCAAACCAAUAAGAAAUUCAACAAAAUUGUUGUGGGCAUCUAUGAUGUCUCUUUCAAUUAUUAUGGUAAUCUUGGUAUUUAUGUGGGUGGUAGAGACUCUUCUAUGUUGGGGAAAACCUCUUUCUGCAUGGUUUAGGAUUCACACAUCUAGAUAGAAAAAUUUAUUUGUAAAGAAAUUUUUAAGAUACAAAUUUAAAUUAAAGGUAGUAUAAUAGUGUAAUUACUAUUAGAUGAGGGUGUGAUACUUUUUUGUUUGUUAGUUUUUCCAUUAGAGAAAAUAACAAUUAAUGCAACUCGUAAGACAAUUGGUUGGAGAAUAAUGUAAAAAUUUCAAAUAAUUUCUUUUUGAGGUGUGAA